UGACUGCAGGUGUGGCCCAAGAGUGGGUUUGGGGUGCAGACCCUCCCGCCUCUCUUGCUUUCUCUUAUCUCCUCUUCUCCCACCUCUGCCCCCAAGUCUGAGCUACCUCCUGCCAUUUUGGAGAUACUCUUGCCUCCUCAAGUAGCACAAAUUGUUGGGAGAAAACUGUAGCAGUUGGUGUAUGUGCUAAGAAUGUGUGUUUCUGCUUUAUCAGGAGCUCCGUUGAGCUCCUGUGGGCCUGUUCAGGAUUGAUAAGGAGCUCCAGGAGCAGAGUCCGUGGGCGUGAGACCAUGUGCCCAUCCACCCAGGGAAGGACCGUGGGGCUGACAGUGUAGGAGCAAAGUUGGGGGUGAGAGGGUGGGGCUGCCUUUGCAGUCAGACCGUGAGUGUGGGCGACAACCUCCGUGGGGGGACUACCCUCCGCAGGGGCUGAGGCUCCUGCACGAUGAGAGUGGCCUUGGGAUUGUUUCCUCUGUUCUUCUGCCUCUAGUAGGGCCCAACAGGAAGGGAGUUUGUGUGUUUGUUCUUUUGUUAGUUUGUUCUUCAUUUAUCUUUUCAGUUCCUUGGGCCAAAAAUUUUGGGAUUAUCCUUUUAUUCUCACACCUCAUAUUUUAUCCAUUAGCAAAUCCUGUCAACUCCACUUUCCUGUUUUGAUCCAGAAUCUCACCCCAGCCUACACUGGUACUUCUCUAGGCCAAGCCACUGCCGUCUAUCUCCUGGAUGCUCACAGUAACCUCCAAAUUGGUUUCCCUGCUCCCACCUUUGUGCCCCUACAUAUAUUGUCAACGCAGCAUCCAAAGUGGUCCUGGUAGAGCCUGGCUUGCAGUCUCGUCAUUCUUCCUUGUUCAGACCCCUUCACUGGUUCCCUGAAGACCUCACAUUGGCCCACAAGGUCCCGCACGGGCCAAGUGUCCUCGAUGUCGCUGACCCAGCCUCCCAUUUUGCACAUGCUGUUGCCUUGCAUCCACGGUUUCCCCCACGUGACCCCAUGGCUGCUCCUUCGGUUCCUUGCUGUGCUUUCCCUGCCCACACAGGUUUCCCAGAUGUCCUGCCUGACACGCCGCCUCCUCCCAACCCACCCAGCGCUGCCUCUGCUCUUCCGCACUGGUUCUCCUCCACAGCUUAGCUCUCUUUCCAGUAGGUUCGGGUUCGCUGGCCUGUCUGUCUCCCUGCUAGAAUGAAGGCUUCGCAAGGACAGGGCUGGUUUGUUGCGCUCACUCUUCUGCCUCCACGCCUGGCACACAGAGAACAAACAGUGAACGUUAGCUUCCUUCAUUUCUUCUGUGUCUGUUCUGUUCGGGGAACCAGGUCCCGGGGGCCACAAGCACACACAUGGGAGUAAGACAUGAAUUAGUGCCUCCCAUCCAACUCACUACCUAGUGAGGAGCAAAUAAUGAAAUAGCAGUGUAGUGGGGGCGGUACUGAAGGAGACAGGAAUAACUUCGUGGGAAUGAGGAGGGAACUGAGCAUGCUGGGAGGGGCUGGGGUUCCGGCACAGACUAUCCCCACCCUGCAGGUGAGGCCGACUUACCUGAGCUAUUCUGCUCUCACUGCACAUCUUCUCUCCAUCUUUUUCCAUGAGGCUAAGAGAGAAUCAUCAAUUUCCUUUUGUUAAUCAGGCAAUCAACAAAUAUUAACUGCUUUUUUGUAUACGAACGAUACUUCUAGGCACGGGAAUACUGCUAAUCUUGAAGGCAGGGAAGGCAUCGUGAAUUUUUUCAUCUUCAUGCCAAAUGAGUCCAGUUCGUUUAACCUUUCCUUAUAAGGUCUGUCUUACAUCCAGUUAGUCUUUUUUUUUUCUUUCUGUACCCAUUCCAGGUUUUUUUCCCCUUUUAUUUUUGUUUUUCUGUCCUAGAAGGAUUCCAUCCCUACCAGGGGAGGAAUUUAUUUUCUGAACCUACCUAAUACUUAACUAGCAAAAACAGUUCUGCCCCCUUCUCCCUUCUCCCAACUGUAGGCAGUCAUCGUAAAUCGCCCGUGGUGCCAGCUGCAGUUAGCACCAUCCCUUUGUAUAAAACAGGCCCUGGGCCAGGGCCCCCGCCACCUCAGUGCCCUUCCUGUGGCCAGUGCUGCCCUGCCAGCUACAGUGUGGCAGUGCUGGGGUCCACGCUACCACAGACAGUUCAACUCAACCUCUCGAGGAUCAUCUUUGGCUUUUGAGGUAGAGCAGCGCACCUGUGCCAGCUAGCAGGCGAAGAGGACGCCUGAGCCACACUGGAGCCCCCCUCUCUCUCCUUCCUUCCAUCACUGCCUCCAGCCAUUUGUCACCAUCGUCAUCACUACAGAGAGUGCUCAUUCAACAUUGUCUCUGACUUCUAGGCUUAUGCAUUUUGAGGAACCAGAGCACAGUUAGCACCAUGGCCUGAGGACCUAAAGGAACCCUUGGAAGGUGCGCCUCGGUUGAUUAACGUGACUGUGUCAGCUGGAUCAGCAGCCAUCCCACUGCUCCCUUUGUCAGAGGGUGCUGAGAGUAGGGAGGCAUGGAGGAGAGCAAGAAGGAGAUGGUGAAUCGAGCUCACCUCCUCUUUGACCGGUUUGUGCAGGCCACCACCUGCAAGGGGACCCUCAAGGCCUUCCAAGAGCUCUGUGACCACCUGGAGCUGAAGCCGAAGGACUACCGCUCCUUUUAUCACAAACUCAAGUCCAAGCUUAACUACUGGAAAGCCAAAGCCCUCUGGGCAAAGCUGGACAAACGGGGCAGCCACAAGGACUACAAAAAGGGGAAAGCAUGCGCCAACACCAAGUGUCUCAUCAUUGGAGCUGGCCCCUGUGGUCUCCGCACAGCUAUUGACUUAUCCUUAUUGGGAGCUAAGGUGGUCGUUAUUGAGAAACGAGAUGCCUUCUCCCGCAACAAUGUCUUGCAUCUCUGGCCAUUCACCAUACAUGAUCUGCGAGGUCUGGGUGCCAAGAAGUUCUAUGGCAAGUUCUGUGCUGGAGCCAUUGACCAUAUCAGUAUCCGUCAGCUUCAACUAAUACUUUUGAAAGUAGCCUUGAUCCUAGGCAUUGAAAUCCAUGUCAAUGUGGAAUUCCAAGGACUUGUACAGCCUCCUGAGGACCAAGAAAAUGAACGGAUAGGUUGGCGGGCACUAGUGCACCCCAAAACUCAUCCUGUAUCGGAGUACGAAUUUGAAGUGAUCAUCGGAGGGGAUGGCCGGAGGAACACCUUGGAAGGAUUUCGUCGCAAAGAAUUUCGUGGCAAACUGGCCAUUGCCAUUACAGCAAAUUUUAUUAACAGAAAUACAACAGCAGAAGCCAAAGUGGAAGAGAUCAGUGGUGUGGCUUUUAUUUUCAACCAAAAAUUUUUCCAGCAACUGAGGGAAGCCACAGGUAUCGACUUGGAGAACAUCGUCUACUAUAAAGAUGACACGCACUAUUUCGUUAUGACAGCCAAAAAGCAGAGUUUACUGGACAAAGGGGUGAUACUGCAUGACUACGCCGACACAGAGCUCUUGCUUUCCCGGGAAAAUGUGGACCAAGAGGCUCUGCUGAGCUAUGCCAGGGAGGCAGCAGACUUUUCCACCCAGCAGCAGCUGCCAUCUCUGGAUUUUGCCAUCAAUCACUAUGGGCAGCCCGACGUGGCCAUGUUUGACUUCACUUGUAUGUAUGCCUCCGAGAACGCCGCCUUGGUGCGUGAGCAGAAUGGACACCAAUUAUUAGUGGCUCUGGUUGGGGACAGCCUCCUGGAGCCUUUUUGGCCAAUGGGAACAGGAAUAGCCCGGGGCUUUUUAGCUGCUAUGGACUCUGCCUGGAUGGUACGAAGUUGGUCUCUAGGAACAAGCCCCCUGGAAGUCCUAGCAGAGAGGGAGAGUAUUUAUAGGUUGCUGCCCCAGACCACCCCUGAGAAUGUGAGUAAAAACUUCAGCCAAUACAGCAUAGACCCUGUCACCAGAUAUCCCAAUAUUAACGUCAACUUCCUCCGGCCAAGCCAGGUGCGCCAUUUAUAUGAUACUGGAGAAACAAAAGAUAUUCAUCUGGAAAUGGAGAACCUGGUGAAUUCCCGAACUACCCCAAAGUUGAUACGCAAUGAGUCUGUAGCUCGUUCAAGCAAACUGCUGGGUUGGUGCCAGAGGCAGACCGAUGGCUACGCAGGGGUGAAUGUGACAGACCUCACCAUGUCUUGGAAAAGUGGCCUGGCCCUGUGUGCGAUUAUCCACAGAUACCGCCCCGAUCUGAUAGAUUUUGAUUCUUUGGAUGAGCAAAAUGUGGAGAAGAAUAACCAACUGGCCUUUGAUAUUGCUGAGAAGGAACUGGGCAUUUCUCCCAUCAUGACAGGCAAAGAAAUGGCCUCGGUGGGGGAGCCCGACAAGCUGUCCAUGGUGAUGUACCUGACUCAGUUCUACGAGAUGUUCAAGGACUCGCUCUCCUCCAGGGACGCCUUGGCCCUGAAUGCUGAGGAGAAGGCAGUCCUGAUAGCCAGCACCAAGUCUCCCAUCUCCUUCCUAAGCAAACUCGGGCAGACCAUCUCUCGGAAGCGUUCUCCCAAGGAUAAAAAGGAAAAGGACUUGGAUGGUGCUGGAAAGAGGAGAAAGACUAGUCAAUCAGAAGAGGAGGAGGUACCCCGGGGCUACCGAGGAGGAAGGCCCACGCUGGUGAGCACUCUGACGGACAGGAGGAUGGACGUGGCCCUCGGUAACCAGAACAAAGUGAAGUACAUGGCAACCCAGCUGCUGGCCAAAUUUGAAGAGAACGCACCGCCACAGUCCACUGGCAUGAGGAGACAGCCGACACAGGAGCGUGGGGUCAGCCAGCCAUCCUGCUGCCUGCCUGAGCAGGGUCGCCCUGCUUCCAUCCCCCAGUGGAAACAGCGACGGGAAAAGGAGCGUUCUCGGACCUGUCCCAAAAAAGUGAUCACACUUUCUCCUCCCCCUACUCCACCUCCCUGUCGGGCGCGUGGCAGCCAGCAGACUUACAGGGAUCUUGGUGCUGACAGCCGUGGCAAGCAGAGUCCCCACCAUGAGAGGCCAGAGCCUGAACCUUCUCGUCGAUUUUUUGUUGACCAGUGGGAGCUUUCUCUUAGUCUCCGCUCUUCCAACCGCCCCGCCUCUCCCUCCUCUGACUCCCUCCGACAGAAGUAUAUAAAGAUGUACACGGGCGGAGUGAGCUCAUUGGCUGAGCAGAUAGCCAAUCAGCUUCAAAGGAAAGAACAGCCCAAAACCCUUCUAGACAAGAAGGAACUGGGCUCCGUGAAGAAGGAGUUCCCGCAGAACCUGGGAGGCAGCGACACGUGCUAUUUUUGCCAGAAGCGAGUCUACGUGAUGGAGAGGCUGAGCGCCGAGGGCAAGUUCUUCCACCGGAGCUGCUUCCAGUGCGAGCACUGCGCCGCCACGCUGCGCCUGUCGGCCUACGCCUACGACGCCGCGGCCGGUAAAUUCUACUGCAAACCGCACUACUGUUACCGACUCUCCGGCUCCGCCCAGAGGAAGAGACCAGCACUGGCUCCUCUGUCUGGAAAGGAGGCCAGAGGACCCCUGCAGGAUGGCCCCACUGCAGACGCAAAUGGACGGGCCAACGCCAUCACCAGCCCUGCUGCGAGAACUCCAGGUUCAGGUGUGAAUGGCCUGGAGGAGCCCAGCAUUGCCAAGAGGCUGAGGGGUACUCCCGAAAGGAUUGAGCUGGAGAACUACCGCCUGUCUGUGAAACAGGCAGAGGAGCUGGAGGAGGUGCCCGAGGAGACGCAGGCCGAGCACAACCUGAGCAGCGUGCUGGACAAGGGCGCAGAGGAGGACGUGGCCAGCAGCAGUUCUGAGUCUGAAAUGGAGGAGGAGGACGAGGAGGAGGACGAGGAGGAGGAGCAGCCUCCGCUGCCCACCUCGGACCUGGGCGGUGUUCCUUGGAAGGAGGCUGUGAGGAUCCAUGCUCUUCUGAAAGGGAAGAGUGAAGAGGAACUGGAGGCCUCGAAGAGCUACGAGCCUGGGAAUGAAGAGGACGAGGAGGAGGAGGAGGACGAGGAGGAGGAGGAGGAGGAGGAGUAUGACGAGGAGGAGGAAGAGUCUAGUGAAGAAGGGGAGUAUUGCCCCUGGGACAGAGAACUCCGGCAAGGCCAGUGGCUCCAGCAUCUGUCAGAAGAAGAAGACACGGGUACAUGUAAAGCCGGGAGCCACAGGCUACAGCAGAUCAUGAAUCCAGCCGAUCCCUUGGAGAUCCAGGCUGAUGUGCACUGGACGCAUAUUCAUGAGAAAGAGGAGGAAGAGCGAAUGGUGCCGACCUCUGAGUCCUCUACUUCUAGAGUGCCUGGCCUUCCCUCCAUACGCCGCGCAGCAGUGCAGGCCUGGCUGGAGACGGUCUCCCGAGUUCCAUUUGAUGAGAAUGACCUGGAGGAAGAUGUGGACUCGGAGCCGGCAGAGAUAGAAGGGGAGGCAGCAGAGAAUGGGGACACAGGGGACACUGGUGCUGAGCUGGAUGAUGAUCAGCACUGGUCUGAUGACGUCCCCUCAGAUGCCGACACGGAGCUGCGCCUGCAGCACCAGGCAGCAGUGGAGGCGGAGCUGGAGUUGAGGGUAUCAGAAAAUGAGGAGGAGCCACCACCGGCCACACCAAGGCGCCAAGAGAGAGGUCCUUCCCAAGUCUCCAGCCCCACUCGGUCCCCUGAGGAACAGCCUGUCCUCUUCUCCCCAGUGCACAGCCCUGAGACAGAGGGGGCCCAAAGCCCACUCACCUCUGCCGCUGCCAACGGGAAAUCGCCCGGAGAGCACCUUUUCCCCGAGCCUUUGCUCCUCACAGCAAAGCCCAGAGCAGAAGCACCCACUGAUCAGAAAGUGGUGCCCUCUCCCAUCCGCUCACAGCCAGUGGCUCUGCCGGAAGCCAGGACACCUACCUCCCCAGUUAGCUCGCAGCACCUGUCAUCGUUGGCCGCCUCCACCCCCCCCACCCAGCUCCCCAUUUGCUCCCAGCCUCAGCCUUCCUCUGAGGCCACUGUCCCAUCCCCAACCAAGUCCCCCAUACGCUUCCAGCCUGUUCCAGCCAAAACAUCGACCCCCCUGACCCCCAUCCCCAUGAAGAACCAAGGGGAUGCCAAGGACAGCCUGGGUAGCCCUCUUGCUGUGGACGAGGUCCUGAAACGGAAUGACCUAGUGGCAGAGUUCUGGAUGAAGAGCGCCGAAAUCCGCCGCAGCCUUGGGCUAACACCCGUACAUCGGAGCAAAGGGCUGGAGCCCAGCUUCCCCUCACCUGCCUUUAAGCCAGUGUCCCCAAAGUCCUAUUCAGUUGAGAAGUCUCCGCAGGGUGAGGGGCUCCAUCUUCUAAAACCACCACCUAUUCCCAAGAGGCUGGGCCUGCCAAAGUCAGAUGGUGACCAGCCCUCCCUGCCGACCCCCAAGUCCCCCUCUGACAGACAGCUGAAGAGCUCCCACGAGGAGCAGAGAGACCUGUCCAGCAGCUCCGGGCUGGGCCUUCAAGAAAGCUCCUCCAACAUGAAGACUCUGGGCAGCCAGAGCUUCAACACCUCGGACUCCACCAUGCUCACUCCGCCUUCCAGCCCGCCCCCCCCUCCGCCUCCGGACGAGGAGCCCGCCACUCUUCAAGGGAAGCCGUAUCAGGGGUACGAGCAUAAGGAAGCUGGGCCCAAGGCCUCAGUGAUCCCACCUCUGCCACCUGCUACCUUUAUGCGUCCCCCCCGGGAGUCUGCCCGGCCCCCCCAGGAGGAGUUGCGGAAGUCAUUUGUAGAGAGUGUGGAGGAGAUCCCCUUUGCCGAUGAUGUGGAAGACACGUAUGAUGACAAGACUGAAGACUCAAGUCUGCAGGAGAAAUUCUUCACACCCCCCUCCUGCUGGUCCUGCUCUGAGAAGCCCCUCCAGCCACCCCUAGCCAAGGAGAAUGGUAGGUUGCCUACUCAGGAGAGUGGGGUCCAGCCACAGAAGAGGGGGCUGCCCUUAGUCUCUCCAGAAGCCAAGGAGCUGGCUGAGGAGCGCAUGCGAGCCAGGGAGAAGUCUGUCAAGAGCCAGGCAUUGAGAGAUGCCAUGGCCAAGCAGCUGAGUAGGAUGAAGGAGAUGGAGAUGGCAGCUGGGACCUCCAGGCCCCCCGGUGGCACCGCCCGCAGAGCCGCCUCUGUGCUCUCCAAGGGCAAAGAAGUCGGCCCAGAGUCUCCUAAGUGCCCAGUGCUAAAAGGCCCCGAGGAGUCCACCCUGAAGCAUGAAGCCACUAGUGAGGGGGUCCUCUCUCCUCCAUCGGACUCAGGGGGCCCAGAUGGUUCAGUCACCUCAUCUGAGGGCUCCAGUGGGAAGAGCAAGAAGAGAUCGUCACUCUUCUCCCCUCGCAGAAACAAGAAAGAGAAGAAGUCCAAAGGAGCGGGCCGGCCCCCGGAGAAGCCCAGCCCAAGCCUCCUAGAGGAAGCAGCCACCAAGCCCAAGUCCUUGUGGAAGUCAGUCUUCUCUGGGUACAAGAAGGACAAGAAGAAGAAGGGUGAGGACAAGUCCUGCUCCAGCACCCCUUCCAGCAGGACCACUGUGGACUCGGGCAAGCACAGGAUGUCUCCUCUCAUGAGGGCAGGGCUGCAGCUCGGGCGCCAGCUGAGUUUCUCGGAGGACUCUGACCUCUCCAGUGACGACAUCCUGGAGAGGUCCUCCCAGAAGUCUAGGCGAGAGUCGAUUUAUGUGCCACACGCCUUGGCAUUCAGGAGAUCAUAUGCAUCAAAGCCAAGAACCUACACAGAGGAGGAGCUGAAUGCCAAGCUGACCCGCCGCGUGCAGAAGGCAGCUCGGAGACAGGCCAAGCAAGAGGAACUGAAGCGGCUGCACCGAGCCCAGAUCAUCCAGCGGCAGCUGGAGCAGGUGGAGGAGAAGCAGAGGCAGCUGGAGGAGAGAGGGGUCGCUGUGGAGAAGGCGCUCCGCGGUGAGGCAGUUGAGCCCAGUGGCGGGACUCCACGGCGUAGACCUCUCUCCUUCUGCCCUUGCUGUGUCCAGGAAGGAAUGGGCAAGAAGGAUGACCCCAAGCUGAUGCAGGAGUGGUUCAAGCUGGUGCAAGAGAAGAAUGCCAUGGUGCGCUACGAGUCGGAGCUGAUGAUUUUCGCCCGGGAGCUGGAACUGGAAGACCGGCAGAGCCGCCUGCAGCAGGAGCUCCGGGAGCGGAUGGCAGUGGAAGAUCACCUGAAGACUGAGGAGGAGUUGUCAGAGGAGAAGAAGAUCCUGAAUGAGAUGCUGGACGUAGUGGAGCAGAGAGAUGCCCUCGUGGCCCUGCUAGAGGAGCAGCGGCUCCGGGAAAAAGAGGAGGACAAGGACCUGGAGGCCGUCAUGCUGUCAAAGGGCUUCAGCCUGAACUGGUCCUGAGCUCCUGCCGGUGCCCUGGCUGGCUGGUCUGCAGCAUCUGCCCGACCUGGGCUGGGUUCUCCCAAACCGCCCAGAUCCGAGAUCUGAGAAGGCCUGGCACCUCCAGGAGUUUGCACUCAAAUGUCCACACGCCUCUUGAAAGUGAGCCAAGUGUCUGUGCGGCUGGGAGCCCCAGGUGGAGAUGAUUACCUGAGAUGGCUCAGCCUCCUCGGAAGAGGCCCACCCUGACUUCCCGCUCCAGGGAGAGAGCCUAGAGUGUUUGCCAGAUGAUGUGGGAAAAGGAGAAUCUGCACGCUCCCUGAGGACGUGGUGGCUGGUGCCUUCUUGCACAGGCGCGUUUGGUGAGAGAAGGAAGCAGCCCCUCUCUGCCAGGCCCGCAGCCAAGAGCGCCCCUCGCUGGAGCGCAGGGGCCGCUGGCUUCUCAUGCUCCCUGAAGACCACCAAAGAAACAGAGGCGGCUCUCCAGGAAAGCGAGAUGUGAACCAUGACCAGGAGGGGCAGGGCCAAGCCAGGGCGGCGCCCACCCCAGCAUCACAGGGGAGCCAAGGGUGGGCUGGCUCCCAGAUUCAUUAUGCAAGUAAGGAGGACCCUGGAGGGGUCUGCUCCCAGCCCCUGAACCACACACUGGACCCUACGUGGCCAAAUGCCCAGGCCUCUCUGGCUGUGGCCUGAGGCCUGUGGAUUGUUGCGUUUUGCUUUAAUUCACAACUGUUUGACACUGGAAAAUGCUGACUUCAGGGGACAGGGGUGAGGCCUGCCUUUCAAGCCCCCAGUUGACAGUGUUGUCACUGUUCCACACUUCUUGUCGGGCAGGAGACAAUCUUGUCCUUGGCGUCUUUCCUGUGUUUGCACAUUGAAACUCUCCACCACUUCAGACCCUUUUUGUCAGUUAACUUAUUUUUUUAAUACUUGAAAAGAAGCAACUUCAUUUUUAUAUCUUUACUAGAGACACUGAUCGCCCGGCAGCUGCUGCGGGAGUGACAAGGGUGUCCCGCUUGUGCUGCACAGUCUCACCACACGCCGACCACAGGCUCGCCGUGUUGCCUGUCCUGGGCCUCCUUCAGUGUCUCGGGUGGGCGGCCGGGGUGCCCUGCGGCCUUGUGCAGCCCUUGCCCACAGCCCUGUGUUUCCUCCUGCACUUGGUGUCUGGCCCUCUUCCUUCACCCGGCUCCCUGCGUGCGCUCUGGCGCCAGCCUUCAUGUCUGCCCCAGCCGCUCAUCAGGGAUACAUUUCAGCACUGCUUGCGGCCAAGCCAGAAGGCACAGAUGCCGCUUGUCUCUCCCUGUUGGGACCUUGGCUCUGUAGAACCCAUGUUUUUCUCAGUUUUGGUGCCAGAGUUUAACCUCCCACCACACAUUUGCUAAAGAAAGUCUUUGGGUAAGCCUCUCCCAGGCUGGCUGAGACAGUAUGAUGGGACCUUGUAAACCAUCCGGCUGGUGAGAGUUCCCUCAGCCCAGCCUCAGCUCCAACCAGAGAGAAAUGCACUUGCUGCAGCACAUAUUGGAUUUAGGUUGGUCUCACAGACAGGUAAAACUCCAGCCCAACCUCUCCUUUACCUGGAUCUCAAUGGGAAGCUGGGGGAUGAUGAGCACCAGGCAACUGGCUCCUUGAGCCAAACUCUGCUCGGUUCUCCUGGUUCAGCCAGGGACUGGCUGUGUACAGCUCGUAGAACGACUGUCUGAGAACAUCAGGCCAGACCGUGCUUGUCCAUCCACAGAAUUAGCACACAACCCGGAAAGGAUUGCCAACAGUGCCAGGCGAAUCUGGAAGGAUCAUCCAGCCAACUGCUGGUGGAGAGGGGCCAGUGUAGAGAGAGCAGAGCCCUCGCAGCCCUGAUCGGGCGUCCAUGCUGACCGUGGAGCUUCUGUGGGAAACCAGACCGUGCCUCAACUUGCGCAUCCAUUCUCACCACAAAGGGGCAAAGAACCUGUCUUAUUCCUCACUUUGUCCAAAAGCUGCCAUCUCUCUCCUGUGGAAAUCCAGGAGAUGUGCUGCUAGCAACUGUCACAGCUCCAACAUUCUUCACUUCAUGUUUUCUGAUGAGGCAGAGUCUCCAUUUUUAUUCUCUUUUCUUAUGAAGGGGGAGAGGAAGGUGUUCUGGAUUCUAUCUUUAAACCCCAACAUUCCAAUAAAAUUGGACUUGGGACAGGACCUUCCUCGCCCCUGUGGCCUUUUCCCUAAGCCUCUCCACCUCUCGCUGUGCCCAGAGCUGGCCCAGCCCCGGGAGAGUCCCUCACAGCCCCUGCUCCCCCCAGAGCAGGGGGCGGCACACGGUGGUGCUGCAGAGGGAUACAGUGCGUGCCCCAAGCGGCCUGAGGGGGCAGGGGCAGCAGAUGUUCCUGUCUGCCCCUGCUGCCUGCCACCAGCACUCGUCAGCCUCGCACGCCCCUGUGUCCUGCCGAAGCACGCGCUGCUGCUGCAGCUCCCAGACAGCUGAGAAGCUUGAAGUCCACCGCCCGCAAGUUCUCCCCAGCUCCCCGCUCCCAGCAGUGUUACGGCUUUGGGUUCUAGUAGAGCACUUUUUUUUAAAGCUCCCAUUUUAUAACCACUAGUUUGCAUUUUAUUUUAAUACCCUGGUGACAUGCUGCAUGAAAUGUUUUCCUGCUCUGGAAAUGUAUGCAGCUCCAGCCAGGUUUUCUUCCCAAGAGUGAAGCCCCCUUGAAGGCAGGGGAGCAGGAAACGUGCCUGUCUCUCAGAGUGCCAGAGUCUGAGUGAGCCAGACAGUGGGCCGCCAGGUUCAGUGUCACCAGAGGGAUGCAGAGGCACCCCAGCCUGGGUUCGAGGGCCGCCGGCAGUUCCCUGUGGGUUCUGACCCUGCUCAGAUGACGUCUUCAGUCCUCUGCCCCCUGGAGCCAUCCUCCAGCUGCUUUCAAUCCGCAAUGAUAGACUGUUAUUUAUCCUUUCAAAAAGAGAAGUUUUUCCAUGGGGCAAGAAGUGAAGAGAGUUUAAAGAAAAAAAUGUUGAAGGUGGUAACAACUGAGCUACAAAGGGAAACGGGCCAUUUUAUGCGCAAUAAAAGUUUUUAAAAGAAA
Molecule: messenger RNA, 12292 nt
Organism: Equus caballus (horse)
Lineage: Eukaryota; Metazoa; Chordata; Mammalia; Perissodactyla; Equidae
Source: RefSeq, a predicted model, not a curated record